AUGAUUUUCCUUUUCUCAGAUCAGCGAGUUCUAGUAGCUCGGGGAGCGCUGGUUCCAGUACCGGCAGCAGCAGCGGCACCAGCAGCAGUGGGAGCUUUGGAUCGAGCUCUUCAAGUUAUUGAACAAGCGAGAUCUUUUUACCAUUUAAAAUUUAUCGAAAAGCUUGGAAGUGGUUCAUUUGGAGAAGCUCAUCUGGUCGCUGAAGUCCACCAAACUCCCGUUGACUCAAAUUGCGGUACAUGGAGUUGCUUGACACGAUUUCGUCAAUAUUAUUUUGUAGGCGGAAAUAGAAAUUCUAAAACAGUUGGAUCAUCCAAAGAUCUCAAGCCGGACAAUAUUCUAUUUUGGGAUACUGAUCAACGUGAUAUCAAAAUCAUAGACUUCGGUAAGACUUACGAUGAUUUUAUCGUCAAUCUAUUUACAACAGGUGUGGCUGAAAUGUUUCGUCAUAUUGACGGGUACAGCAAGAACGCGGCUGGAACGGUAAGCAGCCAAUCGAGCGUCGUCUUUAUUGCUUCGUUCAUCAAGGCGCUUUUUAUGGCACCUGAAGUAAUUGGUCCUCGUUAUCCAUUCAUGAGCACCACGUGGCAAGGCAUCCGAGAAUCGAUUUUGAAUCAGGAGCCCAACUACGAAAAGGACUGUAUGAACGUUUCUCCUGAAGCGGUUGCUCUCAUUAAAAAGAUGUUAAAGAAAAACCCAUCAGAGCGUCCAUCAGCAGCUGAGUGCUUGAGUGAUCCGUGGGUGUUGAGAGCUCGAGGCAAUGAUGCGAUCUACAAGGCACUUGAGAUAUCAGUUGAAGCGUCGACAAACCUGGAAGUGAGAAGUUUAGCGAGAGUGCGAGGCCCUCAGAUCCGUCAAAUUAUUGCAGAUUUCAAGAGAUUAGAUACAGACAAAAACGGUGUAUUAUCUCCUGAAGAGUUGAAAGCAGGAUUAAGAAGUUGCGGGUGGAGAGAUUCAGAUAUUCUCAGGGUGCAGCAAGCUCUCGAUUUAGAGGGCACUGGAAUGAUUCAAUUCACAGAAUUCCUUGCCGCUUGCUACACAUGGAGAAUGAGUGAAAUGAAUGUUGUUUGGUCCGCAUUCAACAAAUUAGACCAAGAUAGAGACGGAAGGAUAACGAAAGAAGAGUUCGCAACUUUAUUUAAAUGCGGAUCCAAAGAAAGUCCUGGGCUGGACGAAUAUGAAAUUAAUUUGUACGUUAAAUCUCCAUUGGUUCCAAUGUGUCUUGUUUCAGAAUUAUGA
Condylostylus longicornis is the source of this 1239-nucleotide messenger RNA. RefSeq names its product calcium-dependent protein kinase 6. The record is from RefSeq and is a predicted model, not a curated record. Gene Ontology annotation, biological process: intracellular signal transduction; peptidyl-serine phosphorylation; protein autophosphorylation. Gene Ontology annotation, cellular component: cytoplasm; nucleus. NCBI's taxonomy places the organism in Eukaryota, Metazoa, Arthropoda, Insecta, Diptera, Dolichopodidae. Bases 1 to 1239 code for a protein of 412 amino acids. The transcript is spliced from 9 exons. Gene Ontology annotation, molecular function: calmodulin binding; calcium-dependent protein serine/threonine kinase activity; calcium/calmodulin-dependent protein kinase activity.